Molecule: messenger RNA, 1017 nt
Organism: Aspergillus pseudonomiae
Lineage: Eukaryota; Fungi; Ascomycota; Eurotiomycetes; Eurotiales; Aspergillaceae
Product: V-type proton ATPase proteolipid subunit
Exons: 8
Coding region: 220-711 (163 amino acids)
Biological process (GO): proton transmembrane transport
Cellular component (GO): proton-transporting V-type ATPase, V0 domain
Molecular function (GO): proton-transporting ATPase activity, rotational mechanism
Source: RefSeq, a predicted model, not a curated record
CAACAUCCGCCCUACCAGACCGGUAGUCUUCCAGUUGAUGUUCUUCCGAGCUGUAACGACCCUGGUUCUCAACUGAGUGUCUUCUUCGUCGCGUGCAUUCGAUUGCAUUUCUUUUCAUUGAGGCUCACUUCAUUUCUCGUCUUGCCUCUUUCCCCUCUCUUCUCUCCGGUUCUUUGUCCUUUCAUCAUCUCCAUUCACCAUCGGAACAACCCGAUCACCAUGGUGGUGGACAGCGAGUUGGCGCCCAAGUUCGCCCCCUUCUUCUCCUUUGCAGGGAUAGCUGCAGCUAUGAUCUUCGGAUCAAUGGGGGCAGCAUAUGGAACCGCUAAGUCCGGCAUUGGUAUCUCGGGAGUGGGAACUUUUAGGUCGGAUCUCAUCAUGAAGUCGUUGGUUCCGGUCGUUAUGUCUGGUAUUAUCGCGGUGUACGGCCUUGUCAUUGCAGUCCUCAUCGCACAGGACAUGCAACCACCUCCGCAACAAAGGAUGAGCUUAUAUACUGGGUUCAUGCACCUUGCAUCAGGGCUGUCGGUUGGCCUCGCAGGCAUGGCUGCCGGAUACACUAUUGGAAUUGUUGGAGAUGCGGGUGUACGUGCGUACCUGCAGCAAUCUCGGGUCUACGUCGGAAUGAUUCUCAUCCUAAUUUUCGGCGAAGUUCUUGGUCUCUAUGGACUUAUCGUGGGCCUGAUCCUGAACUCAAAGAGCCACCCUUAAACUGAGUUAAGCAUUACAUUUUGAUAUUCCGAUAUGUUGGCGACUGCACUUGACUGCUUUACCAGCCUCCUUGAACUGCUUUUAUACCAAGGGCCCAUCCCUUAGGACCAUGGGGGUUUUUUUUUUGAGACGACCGCGAAGGCAGCAGCGGUCUGCUCCUCCUUUUGUGGCCACGCUUUGAAUGUCCCCCGCGGGUAUUCCGGUUAGAACAUCAUCACCUUUUAGCCUUCGGGAGACUUUCUGUACUAGUAUAUGCCUGCACGCUUUGGAUAACAAUGACUACAUUGAAUAUUUUACCUUUUUUAA